CAACAAAGCCGACCCUCCAAGUAGAGGAGUUCUGCAAGGACAUGAUCUCGGACUCAGCUUGGAAACGCAGGCAAGAUAUUCGUAAGCAGGCAGUUGACAAUGUGGCCGCCGGUUUCACGGUGAGCCAGUGGUGUGAUGCGGUAAGAGCCACCAAACGACAGGGGCACAGGGUGUUCGUCUGGAUGCACUUCUUUGCGGGUAGGAGGCAAGAUGGAGAUGUUGAAGAGUUUGCUCAAAAGUUGGCAGAAGCGAAAGGCUUACAGCUGAUGUACAUUUCCAUUGACCUGGCUACAGACCACCGUUGGGAUCUGACCAUCCCAUGCACGUUCCAUGCGCUUUACCAGCUUGUGGAAGAAGGCCUUGUAGAUGGCGUUUUAGGCGAGCCACCGUGCUCAACGGUGGCGAGUUCAAGACAUGUCCCACUGACCAAUGGGCCUAGACCUCUGCGAUUUAGACAUUGCUUUUGGGGGCGAGAGGACUUGAAACUGUGGGAACGAGCCCGUGUGCUGGAAGCAAACUGCCUGUGGCUUAACUACAUGAGUCUUUGCGAAGGCGUAUCCAGUCGAGGAGGUGUCCACCUCUUUGCACAUCCGGCUGACCCAGGUGUUGAUCCAUACCCUUCGCUUUGGCAAACGGCGGAGAUGAUCAACAUGGAACGCAGAACUGGUGCAAUUCGUGUACACCUGCAUCCGUGCCAUUAUGGCGGCCCGGAGGCGAAGUUGACCUGCCUUUCUGGAACGGCCAUCGCUAAGAUGUUCAUUGACACCUUUGUGCAUUUCGAAGCUACCAACACUGGACCCACAGGAGCACUUCGUCUGACUAAGGACGUGGCAGCCCCUCGAGUUACAGCUUGGAGCACGUGGUGUGAACAACGGCGUCAUGGCGCCGUGCUGCUAAAUGAGGCGACAGUUCGUCGUCAGGCAGUUGUGUUGUCACCUUUGCAGUCAGCAGUGUAUGUGCAUGUGGACGACACUGUAUGCUUGUCCGAUGCCAGUCAAGGGCCCAUCUUCUGCGACAAAAUCAUGGAGGACGGCCUAGUGUCUGCCCUGGAGGAAGUCGGUUUUGGAGUUUCCCAGCAAGAGCGAAAUGACUCAGCAACUAAAGUGGUUGGCUACGAGGUCAUCCGCAACCCUGCCGGAUUCAGACUUCCAAUAAAGAAGAUGGUCCUUCUGAUGGAGGCGUUGAAGUUUGUAGCAAGCUGCAAGAUGGUGCGCAUACGUGUGCUCCACGCGCGAGUGGGCGUGUGGGUGUUUGGCGCACUUCUCAGAAGAGAGUUGUUGAGUGUGCCGCAAGCAGUGUUUUCUUUUUUGACUUUCCAUGAGGAAGCAGAGGAGAAAGAGGCAACGUGGUGGCCGUCAGCACGUCGUGAAGUACUAGCCAUGGCCAGGUUGGUGCCACUCAUGACUUGCCGGGUUGGCUCACCCCUCCCUCAGUGGCUCUUUGCCACGGAUGCCAUGGGAGCCAAUGAGCUUGACAGUGGAGGCUAUGGAAUAGUGAUGACAAAGAUCACAGAGCAUGAAGCCUUGGACCUACUUCGCCAGAGCAAUGCAGAAGGGCGAGCGAUUGCCGGUCUUGACGGUAUGCGCGGAGCAAAGUUUCCAGGCAGAGCAUUGACACCCACAGUGCCAUUUACUUUGCUGUCAGAGGAGCUUUUUUGCCCUGAACGGUGGGUCUUAGUUGAGUCAGGACGAUGGCGUUUCAGCGAACACAUCACUUUGGGGGAGUCAAGAACCGUUGUGAAGCUUUUGAGAAAAAUAGCAGCGGUGCCAGAGCUUCACGGCUCGUUAGUGCUUUCGUUACAGGACAAUAGGCCUACGGCCUGCAGCAUGACCAAAGGCCACGAACGGCUGGGAGCAGCGCUGCUGGUACAAAUGGCUACAGGCCUUCGCGCCAACUCGGCGGAGCCAAAAGUGGAUAUGCAUCGCCCAGAUCUUCGGAAGCGCGAGAACCGCUACUUGCUGCCACAGGCGCCAGACGGCCUGAGCAAGUACCAGAAGCAAGUGUGGCGCAACGAGCAGCUGCAACAGUUGAUGCAACCCAGCACCGUCGCCGGCGCGGCGGCCAGAGCCAGCUCGACGCCUCCAGCGCGCCUGUCGAGCGCGCCAAGGGCCGGGGGCGAGGCAGGGGGCGUUUGCUGCCAGCGGGGCGGCCGACGCAGUCCGUCUUUGAGUAGCCGCAUGUGGCGUGGGGGCCUGUGGAUUUUCAAAGGGGCUUCUGGCUUCCCAUUUUUGUUGAUCAUCGCCAUGCUUUCGGGAAAUCAUGGCCCCAUCCAUCAGACAGCGCGGAUUCUGGGCACUGUCGCUGAUCUCUCAGAAGCGGCCACUUCCACCGCCAUUACUGCUAUCAACGCCUCCAGCACCAUGGCUACAGCCGCCUCUACUCUUAUGGUUCAGGCGGCCAGUAAUGGCCUAGAUGCCAGCGCCAACAUGUGGCAUGGAGUGGAUGUCACCGACAUCUACGCCAACAAGUGUGGCGGAGCUGUUAUCACAUCUUCGGUCCCUGCGCUGACCGCCUGGUUGAACACAGAUGCAGCGAUGGUUCAUUUUCCAUGUCUGUCGCCGUUUUUGGUCACCCGGUUGAAAAGCGCAGCCAUGUCCAUCACCACUGAGGUUCCGUACACUCAGGCCGUCUCGGAGGAACUUCAGUUGAAUGAUGCUGUUUGCGCUAGACACUCGCUUCGCUUGGCUGCCAUUUCAGCUUGGGGGGGUGUUGUCAAAGCGCUGGACCGGAGGCCAGGAAACCGUUCACCAGAUAUGAAAUCCGAUGAUUGCCCACCACCCAAUGCGCCACUCAAUGCGCCAGGAUUGGCCCCAAGGCCGCUACCGCAAGUCUUGGGCUAA
Durusdinium trenchii is the source of this 2840-nucleotide messenger RNA. The record is from the annotation of a GenBank genome assembly. Lineage: Eukaryota; Dinophyceae; Suessiales; Symbiodiniaceae.